Molecule: messenger RNA, 5187 nt
Organism: Acomys russatus (golden spiny mouse)
Lineage: Eukaryota; Metazoa; Chordata; Mammalia; Rodentia; Muridae
Gene: Abcc2
Product: ATP binding cassette subfamily C member 2
Exons: 32
Coding region: 243-4877 (1544 amino acids)
Biological process (GO): transmembrane transport
Cellular component (GO): apical plasma membrane
Molecular function (GO): ABC-type transporter activity; ATP binding; ATP hydrolysis activity
Source: RefSeq, a predicted model, not a curated record
CAUGUUUGUCCACUGGGAUGACAUAAACACACAAUCAGCAAAGUUAACUAUUAAGUUGUCAGGAUGAAAGGUCAGGAGGCAUGCCUUUAAUUGAGAUGUGAGAAUGGGAAAAGCACAGUGCCCCUUGACAUCUGCUUCCUUUGAGGAAGAGGAUAAAGAAGAAACAAGACAAUCAUAGAGGCGUCUUCAUUACCGAAGCUAGAAAAGUCUUCAUUACCAAAGCACUCUGGAGACCAGCCAACAUGGAAGAAUACUGCAACUCUACCUUUUGGAAUAUCUCAUAUCUGGAAAGACAAGAUGCCGACCUGCCUCUUUGCUUUGAACAAACUGUUUUGGUGUGGAUUCCCUUGGGCUUUCUUUGGCUCUUGGCCCCUUGGCAGCUUUUCAGUGUGUACAGAUCCAGGAUCAAGAGAUCUCCUACAACUAAAUUCUACCUUGCUAAGCAGGCGGCCGUCCUGUCUCUUCUUAUAUUAGCAGCCAUAGACCUGUCGCUUGUACUCACGGAAGAUCCUGGAGAAGCCGCAACUCCUCCUGUUAGAUAUACUAAUCCGAUCCUCUACAUAUGCACAUGGCUCCUGGUUCUGGCGGUCCAGCACAGCAGGCAGUGGUGUGUGCAGAAGAACUCUUGGUUCCUGUCCGUAUUCUGGGUUCUCUCCGUAUCCUGUGGCACCUUCCAAUUUCAGACUCUGAUCCGAGCACUCCUGAAGGACAGCAAGUCUAACAUGGCCUAUUCCUACCUGUACUUUGUCUCAUAUGGGUUCCAGAUCGUCAUGCUCCUUCUUUCGGCCUUUUCAGAACAGAGUGACUCAUCACAGAAUCCAUCAUCCACGGCUUCAUUUCUGAGUAGCAUUACAUUUAGUUGGUAUGACAGCACUGUUCUGAAAGGUUACAAGCAUCCACUGACUCUAGACGAUAUCUGGGAUGUUGACGAAGGGAUUAAAGCAAAGUCAGUCAUCAGCAAGUUUGAAAGGUUCAUGACAAAGGACCUGCAGAAAGCCAAGCAGGCUCUUCAGAGGCGGCAGCAGAAGAAGAAAUCCCAGCGGAAGCCCGAGGCCACGCUGCACGGUUUAAGCAAGAGCCAGAGUCAAAGCCAAGAUGUUCUUGUCCUGGAAGAAGCUAAAAAGAAGAAGAAAAAGAAGCCCGGGACCACAAAAGACUUUCCUAAAUCCUGGCUGGUCAAGGCUCUCUUCAAAACCUUCUAUGUGGUGACCCUGAAAUCAUUUAUACUGAAAUUAGUCCACGAUAUUCUUGUGUUUAUAAGUCCUCAGCUGCUAAAGUAUCUCAUUGGCUUUGUGAGAGACCCUGAUGCGUAUGUGUGGCUUGGAUAUAUCUUCGCCAUCCUGUUGUUUGUUGCGGCUCUCCUCCAGUCUUUCUGCCUCCAGAAUUAUUUCCAAUUCUGUUUUGUGUUGGGAGUAAAUGUACGGACAACCAUCAUGGCUUCUAUAUAUAAGAAAGCACUGACGCUGUCUAACUUGACCAGGAGGCAGUACACCAUUGGAGAGACAGUGAACUUGAUGUCUGUAGAUACCCAAAAGCUAAUGGAUGUGACCAACUACAUCCACUUGGUGUGGUCAAGUGUUUUACAGAUUGCCUUGUCCAUCUUCUUCCUGUGGAAUGAGUUGGGACCUUCAGUCUUAGCAGGUGUUGGCGUAAUGAUUCUCCUGAUCCCAGUUAAUGGAGUCCUGGCUGCAAAGAGCAGGAAGAUUCAGGUACAAAACAUGAAGAACAAAGAUAAGCGUUUAAAAAUCAUGAACGAGAUUCUCAGUGGAAUUAAGAUCCUGAAAUAUUUUGCCUGGGAGCCUUCAUUCAAAGAGCAAGUCGACAGCCUUCGGAAUAAAGAGCUCAAGAACCUACUGCACUUUGGCCAGCUGCAGACUCUGAUGAUAUUCACCUUACAGUUAACUCCAGUGCUGGUGUCUGUGAUCACCUUUUCUGUUUACGUGCUGGUGGAUAGCAACAACAUUUUGGAUGCAGAGAAGGCCUUCACCUCCAUCACCCUCUUCAAUAUCCUACGCUUUCCGCUCACCAUGCUUCCCAUGGUGACCACAUCAAUUCUUCAGGCCAGCGUUUCUGUAGACCGGAUAGAGAAGUACCUGGGAGGAGACGAUUUGGAUACAUCUGCUAUUCACCGUGUCUGCAAUUUUGAUAAAGCCGUGCAGUUUUCAGAGGCCUCUUUUACUUGGGACCCGGACGUGGAAGCCACAAUCCGAGAUGUGAACCUGGACAUAAAGCCAGGCCAAUUGGUGGCUGUGGUGGGCACUGUAGGCUCUGGGAAAUCCUCUCUGAUAUCAGCCAUGCUGGGAGAGAUGGAAAACGUCCAUGGGCACAUCACCAUCAAGGGCACCAUAGCCUAUGUCCCUCAGCAGUCCUGGAUUCAGAAUGGGACCAUCAAAGACAACAUCCUUUUUGGAUCUGAAUUCAACGAAAAGAGAUACCAGCAAGUCCUUGAAGCUUGUGCUCUCCUUCCAGACUUGGAAAUAUUGCCUGGGGGAGACAUGGCUGAGAUUGGAGAGAAGGGUAUAAACCUCAGUGGUGGUCAGAAGCAGCGAGUCAGCCUGGCCAGGGCCGUCUAUCAAAACGCAGACAUCUAUAUUCUAGAUGACCCCCUGUCGGCUGUGGAUGCUCAUGUGGGAACGCACAUUUUCAAUAAGGUUGUGGGCCCCAGGGGCCUGUUGAAUGGCAAGACUCGAAUCUUGGUUACUCAUGGCAUUCACUUCCUUCCCCAAGUGGAUGAGAUUGUAGUUCUGGGGAAUGGCACCAUCUUAGAGAAAGGACCCUAUCAUGAUCUGUUGGACAAGAAGGGGGUGUUUGCCAAGAAUCUGAAGACAUUCAUGAAGCAUUCAGGGCCUGAAGGAGAGACCACAGUCAACGAUGGCAGUGAAGAAGAAGAUGACGACUGUGGGCUGAUACCAACUGUGGAGGAAAUCCCUGAGGACGCGGCUUCCUUGACCAUGAGAAGAGAAAACAGCCUUCGCCGAACACUGAGCCGCAGGUCUAGGUCCAGUGGCAGGCAUGGGAAGUCCCUCAAAAACUCCUUGAAAACUAAGAAUGCCUUGAAGAAAGAGGAGGACCUGGUGAAAGGACAAAAACUAAUCAAGAAGGAGUUUGUGGAAACCGGGAAGGUAAAGUUCACCAUCUACCUGAAAUAUCUGCGAGCAGUAGGAUGGGGUUCGAUAUCCUGUAUCAUCUUUAUCUAUGGAUUGAGUUACAUUGCUUUUAUUGGCUCUAACCUCUGGCUGAGUGCGUGGACCAGCGACUCUGAAAAGUUCAACGGCACUGACUAUCCGCCUUCUCAGAGGGACAUGCGGAUUGGGGUCUUUGGAGGCCUGGGAUUAGCACAAGGUGCACUUUUGUUCUUGUCAAGUCUCUGGUGUAUAUACGCUUUCAACCACGCAUCAAGAACUUUGCACAAGCAACUGCUAACCAACAUCCUUCGAGCACCCAUGAGUUUUUUUGACACGACUCCCACAGGCCGGAUUGUGAACAGAUUUGCUGGUGAUAUUUCUACAGUGGAUGACAUGCUCCCCAUGAGUUUCCGAAGCUGGACUUUAUGUUUCUUUGGCAUAGUUGUCACUCUUAUUAUGAUCUGCAUGGCCACUCCAAUCUUCGCUGUCAUCAUUAUCCCUCUCAGCAUUAUUUAUGUAUCUGUCCAGCUGUUUUAUGUGGCCACUUCCCGCCAGCUGAGACGGUUGGAUUCUGUCACCAAAUCCCCAAUCUAUUCCCACUUCAGUGAGACUGUCUCAGGUUUGCCUGUUAUCCGUGCCUUUGAGCACCAGCAGCGAUUUCUGACAUGCAGUGAGAAGGGGAUUGACACCAACCAGAAAUGUGUCUUUUCCUGGAUUAUCUCCAACAGGUGGCUUGCAAUUCGUCUGGAGCUGGUUGGAAACUUGGUGGUCUUCUUUUCAGCCUUGCUUCUGGUUAUUUAUAAAAAAAGCUUAACCGGGGACACCGUGGGCUUUGUUCUGUCCAACGCUCUCAAUAUCACGCAAACCCUGAAUUGGCUGGUGAGGAUGACAUCAGAAGCAGAAACCAACAUUGUGGCUGUUGAACGAAUAAACGAAUAUAUAAAUGUGGAAAACGAGGCACCCUGGGUGAUCGAGAAGAGGCCUCCAGCAGAUUGGCCCAGAGAAGGUGAGAUCCAGUUCAACAACUACCAAGUACGGUACCGGCCUGAACUGGAUCUGGUUCUGAAAGGGAUCACCUGUAACAUCAAGAGCAAUGAGAAGGUUGGUGUGGUGGGCAGGACCGGAGCUGGGAAAUCAUCCCUCACAAACUGCCUCUUCAGAAUCUUAGAGUCUGCAGGUGGCCAGAUCAUCAUUGAUGGGAUAGACAUUGCUUCCAUUGGGCUGCACGACCUUCGAGGAAAACUGACCAUCAUCCCCCAGGACCCCAUCCUGUUCUCUGGGAGUCUGAGGAUGAAUCUAGACCCUUUCAACAAAUUCUCAGAUGAGGAGAUUUGGAAGGCCCUGGAAUUGGCUCAUCUCAAAUCCUUCGUGGCUGGCCUGCAACUUGGGUUGAACCACGAAGUGACAGAAGGUGGUGACAAUCUGAGCAUAGGACAAAGGCAGCUCCUGUGCCUGAGCAGAGCUGUGCUCCGAAAAUCCAAAAUCCUGAUCCUGGAUGAGGCCACAGCUGCCGUGGAUCUAGAAACGGAUAGCCUGAUUCAGACGACCAUCCGAAACGAGUUCUCCCAAUGCACGGUCAUCACCAUUGCCCACAGGCUGCACACCAUCAUGGACAGUGACAAGAUAAUGGUCCUGGACAAUGGAAGGAUUGUAGAGUGCGGCAGUCCAGAAGAGCUGCUGUCCAACGCCGGCCCCUUUUAUCUUAUGGCCAAGGAAGCUGGCAUUGAAAAUGUGAACAACACGGAGCUCUAGCAGCUGGUUCCGUGGCUAGAGGGCUCUAAGAACAUUCUUAUUUACUUUUGGGUUUCAUGACUAUGACAUAGGUGUAAAGAUACAUAUUUUAUUGCUGUUGCUCAGGUUGGUCUCAAGCUCUAAAGCUCAAGUAAUCUCUGGUCUCAGCCUCCCAUAUAAAAAUAUAUAUUAAAAGAGAAUCAUAAGUAAAUAUUCUCAGGUACCUCAGAAAAUCCGCAGCUGAUAGCUCUGUUGUUAGAGUGCUUGCCUCGAGAGCACAAGGACCCAGAGCCUGUUAUCUUCUUUAAAGUGGGCGUAGUGGCAUGUGAUU